AUGUCUCUAAUACUUUUUUCUAUAAUAUAGUUUAUUGUUUUUCUAUCUUUUUCUCUCUCUUUUAUAAUCUGAUCAGAAUCUCUACCAGCUAAGAUCAUCUUUGAGUAGAUAAGAUUGGUGGUUGAGUCCAUUGCUUCUCUCUUUCAUUUUUUGAAGACUACAACAGGUACUUAGAUAUUACUUUUGAUUUUGAUGCUAUAACGCAUUUUUGGUUAUAUCUCAAUAAUUGGUAAAUGGGAUCUGAAGGGCCUCUUGCACCUGCAGUAGCAGUAACAGUUCAUGUGACGGGAUUUAAGAAAUUCCAUGGUGUUUCAGAGAAUCCAACUGAGACAAUUGUCAGUAAUCUCAAAGAGUAUGUGAAGAAAAAGGGGUUGCCAAAAGGUCUAACUCUUGGGAGUUGCAGCAUUCUUGAGACUGCAGGACAGGGAGCACUUGCUUCCCUAUACCAGACAUUGCAAUCUGCCAUUGGUGGAAAGGAUUCUGAAUCUUCAACUUCUGGAAAAAUUAUUUGGCUACACUUUGGAGUUAAUAGUGGUGCAACAAGGUUUGCCAUUGAGCAUCAAGCUGUCAAUGAAGCCACUUUUCGUUGUCCUGAUGAGUUGGGAUGGAAGCCCCAGAAACUCCCCAUCAUUCUUGCAGAUGGUGACAUUUCACACACUCGACAGACUUCUCUUCCUGUUGAGGAGAUUACCAAGGCCUUAGCAAAGAUGGGUUAUGAAGUGAUGACAUCAGAUGAUGCAGGACGGUUUGUAUGCAAUUAUGUUUACUAUCAUUCCCUUCGGUUUGCAGAGCAAAAUGGGAACAAAUCGCUGUUUGUGCAUGUGCCUCUCUUCUUGACUAUAGAUGAGGAUACGCAAAUGCAGUUUGCUGCAUCCUUGUUAGAGGUACUUGCUUCUUUAAAUUAAGAGCAUCCUGCCCCAACCUUAUGUCCAGGAGCUUGUGUGGUUGCUUAUAUUGGCCAUGUAUGUAAAAAAAAGUGGUUCGAUGCAUAAUAAAUAGCAAGCGUGUUUUAAUGAAAAGUGAAACUAUGGCACAUGCAAUUCAUGUAUUUUGGUGAAUGCUUUUUAAAGGGUACUGGAAACUCGCGGAAAUCUUUUGAAAUCUCUUAUGCCAAUUUGUGAAUGAAAUGCCAGUUUUAUUAUA
Molecule: messenger RNA, 1143 nt
Organism: Quercus robur (English oak)
Lineage: Eukaryota; Viridiplantae; Streptophyta; Magnoliopsida; Fagales; Fagaceae
Exons: 5
Coding region: 234-905 (223 amino acids)
Biological process (GO): proteolysis
Cellular component (GO): cytosol
Molecular function (GO): pyroglutamyl-peptidase activity
Source: RefSeq, a predicted model, not a curated record